This is a messenger RNA of Rhinolophus ferrumequinum (greater horseshoe bat), 2543 nucleotides long. It is a transcript of the gene CAMK1G, whose product is annotated as calcium/calmodulin dependent protein kinase IG. Gene Ontology annotation, biological process: peptidyl-serine phosphorylation. Gene Ontology annotation, cellular component: intracellular anatomical structure. Gene Ontology annotation, molecular function: calcium/calmodulin-dependent protein kinase activity; ATP binding; calmodulin binding. Lineage: Eukaryota; Metazoa; Chordata; Mammalia; Chiroptera; Rhinolophidae. The record is from RefSeq and is a predicted model, not a curated record.
AGCUACUUUUCCUCCCCUUUAAGGCUGCCUGGUUACGGUCCUGGGAAAGAAAACCCCUGCAAUCCUCCCCUUUAAUUCGGUGUAUUGUUAAAGCGCUGGAGCAGCUAAUCCUCACAGACCUGUAGGAGCUGGAGUGGGAGCACCACGAGCGAAUUCUUUCUGAGUCCCUGGCAUCCCCAGAAGCUUCAACUCUGGAGGCGAUGGGUCGAAAGGAAGAAGAUGACUGCAGUUCCUGGAAGAAACAGACCACCAACAUCCGGAAAACCUUCAUCUUCAUGGAAGUGCUGGGAUCAGGAGCUUUUUCAGAAGUUUUCCUGGUGAAGCAAAGGGUGACUGGGCAGCUCUUCGCCCUGAAGUGUAUCAAGAAGUCACCUGCCUUCCGGGACAGCAGCCUGGAGAAUGAGAUCGCUGUGUUGAAAAAGAUCAAACAUGAAAACAUCGUGACCCUGGAGGACAUCUAUGAGAGUACCACUCACUAUUACCUGGUCAUGCAGCUUGUUUCUGGUGGGGAGCUCUUUGACCGGAUCCUGGAGCGGGGUGUCUAUACAGAGAAGGAUGCCAGCCUGGUGAUCCAGCAGGUCUUGUCAGCUGUGAAAUAUCUCCAUGAGAAUGGCAUCGUCCACAGAGACUUAAAGCCCGAAAACCUGCUGUACCUCACCCCUGAAGAGAAUUCUAAGAUCAUGAUCACAGACUUUGGUCUGUCCAAGAUGGAACAGAGUGGUGUCAUGUCCACUGCAUGUGGGACCCCAGGCUAUGUGGCCCCAGAAGUGCUGGCCCAGAAACCCUACAGUAAGGCUGUGGAUUGCUGGUCCAUUGGCGUCAUCACUUACAUACUGUUAUGUGGGUAUCCUCCUUUCUACGAAGAAACUGAGUCUAAGCUUUUUGAGAAGAUCAAGGAGGGCUAUUAUGAGUUUGAGUCUCCAUUCUGGGAUGACAUUUCUGAGUCAGCCAAGGAUUUUAUUUGCCACUUGCUGGAGAAGGACCCGAAUGAGCGGUACACCUGUGAGAAGGCCUUGAGGCACCCCUGGGUUGCUGGAAACACAGCCCUCCACCGGGACAUCUACCCAUCUGUCAGCCUCCAGAUCCAGAAAAACUUCGCAAAGAGCAAGUGGAGGCAAGCCUUCAAUGCAGCCGCUGUGGUACACCACAUGAGGAAGUUGCACAUGAACCUGCACAGCCCAGUCCGCCCAGAGAUGGAGAACAGGCCACCUGUCACUCAAGCCUCAGAAGCUUCAAGACCCACCUCCCCCGAGAUCAGCAUCACCGAGGCACCCGCCCCGGACCAGAGUGUGGCACUCCCUGCCCUGAUCCGGCUGCCCUGCCAGUGUGGCCCCCGGCCCCCUGCCCCCAGUGGCAAGUCCCUCAACUGCCUGGUCAACGGCUCCCUGCGCAUCAGCAGCAGCCUGGUGCCCAUGCAACAGGGGCCCUUGGCCGUGGGGCCCUGUGGCUGCUGCUCCAGCUGCCUGAACAUCGGGAGCAAAGGGAAGUCCUCCUACUGCUCCGAGCCCACACUCCUCAAAAAGGCCAACAAAAAACAGAACUUCAAAUCUGAGGUCAUGGUGCCAGUCAAAGCCAGCGGCAGCUCCCACUGCCGAGCGGGACAGACUGGAGUCUGUCUCAUUAUGUGAUCCCAGGGGUCCAUGCCUGUGUCACUGCACUUUUCAGGAGAGAUGGUCAACUCUUCUCUGCCUUUCCAAACCUGGGGUCUACCCUGCAGCAGGAGGAAGGGGAGCAGGUGGAGCGGGGCCUGGCGGGAGCGGAUUCUGGUCAGCAGCAGCCGACUGCAGGGGUCUGGGGCAGACCCUCACUGAAAGCCCAUGAGCCCCAAGGAGCCCCCAGGCGUGGAGCCUCUCUGAAGCAGUGGGCAGGAGGAGCGGCAUCUGCUGCCUUCCAGGUGUCCCUGGCCUGCCCGCUCUGCGCCCCACACCCUACGUGCCGUAGCUCUGUGCAGUGUACGCAGAUAGCUCUUGCCUGGGUCUGUGUCAUUUGUCGUGAAAAGCUUAACAGGCUGGUCAGGCCAUGUCACCUUCAGAGCAAAGCCAUAAGGAGUAUCUCCCCAGACUCCCCACUCAGCACACACCUGCUCCUGCCUCUCUGGCCUUGAUGGGCUCAUUAAUGUAGUCGCCUGCCCAUCUGCAUGAAUGACAGGCAGCUCUGUGGUCUGCCUGUGAGUUCUCAAAGUCUGAAUCCUCAACUCCAGAUUAGCUCCCAACGGAGCUGAGACCCCCAGCAUACCCGGCCCACUUCUGAGCCACCUCCCUCCCCGCCCCGGUCCAAAAGCAGUGCCACACCCUCCAAGAGGAAAAAGGAAGAAAUCCCUGACUGUACCGUGAAGGAGUUAGUAUGCUGGCCAGACGCCCUCCACACACACACCCCAGGAAGUAAAACUUGGAAGUUGACUUUUUAAUUUCAGCCAGUGUUUCUAAUCCUGCCUCUGCCCCCCUUUUUCUCCCUGAAAGUCAGGCGCUUUCUUGUUCCCCAGUUUUCUUACUCCAGCUUCAUGCUCAGUGUUGUGCUCAAUAAAAUGGACAUAUUUUUCUCUA